AUGUCUUCUUCAAACUUCUACCUUUUUUCUUUAGCUCUACUAAUCAUUCCACUCUCAGUCAUACCGAAUUUUGCUUGUGCUUCUUUGGAGGAAGCAAAUGCUCUUCUUAAAUGGAAAGCAAGCCUUCAAAUCCCAAACAACUCCUUGGUUUCUUCAUGGCUCCCUAUAAAUUCCAGUACAUCGGCUCCAUCUCCAUGCUCUUCUUGGUUGGGAAUAAUUUGCAAUGCUGACGGGAGCAUUCAAACGUUGAACCUCACAUCAUCAGGAAUAAAUGGUACACUUCACCAAUUUCCAUUCUCUUUGUUACAAAAUCUUACCAAAUUUGAGCUCAGUGUAAACAACUUCUUUGGCCCGAUCCCACCAGAAAUCCAGCUCCUGUCCAAACUUGUCUAUCUUGACUUUUCAGCAAAUAAAUUUUCUGGAGCAAUCCCACAUCGGAUAGGGAUGUUAGCCAGCCUUGAAACCCUCCACCUGAAUGAAAAUAACUUGAGUGGUUCAAUACCACAAGAGAUCGGUCAAUUAACCUCUCUCUAUAUGCUUGCAUUGUAUGAUAAUUCUCUUGAAGGAGAAUUACCUCCAUCAUUGGGAAAUUUGAAAAACUUGGCUUAUCUUUAUCUCGAUAACAAUAAGCUUUCGGGUCCAAUUCCUCAAGAGUUUGGACAACUUGUCAAUCUUGUGGAGGUCUAUAUCACUCAUAAUUCACUUCAUGGUCCCAUCCCAAAAGAAAUAGGAAAUCUGAAAAAGCUAACUAUCUUGUACCUUUUUCAAAACCAUCUAAAUGGUUCAAUCCCACAAGAAAUAGGAAGCAUGGUUUCACUUGAGCGCCUAAGCCUCUUCUCAAACAAUCUGUCUGGCUCAAUCCCCUCAUCAUUGGGUGAGUUGACAUCUUUGAAUCUCCUCCAUUUGUACAAAAAUCAACUCUCUGGUCAUAUUCCUGUCGAACUUGGGAAUUUGAAGUCUCUCACUGAUCUCGAGGUGAGUGAAAAUAAUCUUAGUGGCCCAAUUCCUUCAUCACUAGAGAACCUAAGCAACCUACAAUAUCUUUCCAUCCGUGACAAUAAAUUAUCUGGGAAUAUACCACAAGGAUUGGGAAGUCUAGAUUUGGUUGAGCUAGAAAUGGACACAAAUCAAUUGUCCGGUCAUUUGCCCAAAGAUUUGUGCCAUGGGGGAAACCUUAUAAAUUUAUCACUACAUGGUAAUCAGCUCACAGGUCCUAUUCCAAAAGGCUUAAGGAAUUGUCGUAGCCUAAUGAGAGCUUUCUUUGAUGACAAUCAAUUCACCGGAGAUAUAUCGAAAAGCUUUGGGGUCUAUCCAAGCUUAGUUUACCUUGAUCUCAGUCACAAUAAGUUUCACGGGCAGCUUUCUGAAAACUGGAGUAAAUGCAAGAAUUUGACAGCCUUAAGGAUAGCAUAUAACAACAUCAGUGGUAGCAUUCCACCUGAGUUUGGAAAUUCAACUCAACUCCGCAGACUUGAUCUUACUUCAAAUCUUAUUGUUGGGGAGAUCCCUAAGGAGAUUGGGAAGAUGAAAAGUAUGUUGUAUUUGUCCUUGGCUGAUAACCAACUUUCAGGUAUUAUACCUAAUGAGCUCGGAUCACUGCGUGAUCUUAUUGCUCUCGAUCUGUCCACAAAUAGAUUGAAUGGGUCGAUACCAAGAAAUAUUGGUGACUGGACACACAUGUAUUACUUAAAUCUUAGUAAUAACAAAAUCAGUGAAAAAAUUCCGUCUGAGAUAGGUAAAGUAAGUCAACUGACAACACUUGAUCUUUCUCACAAUAGACUAUCAGGGUCUAUUCCUGAUGCUUUUGAAAAGUUACUUAGUGUGAUUGAUAUCGAUUUGUCUUACAAUGAGCUCACAGGUCCAGUUCCCCCUUAUGCAAUCUUUGUCAAUGCAUCAAUACAAGUAUUUCAAGGCAAUCCGGGUUUGUGUGGAAAUGUUACUGGGCUAAAGCUUUGUCCAAGUCAAAAUUUGAUGAAGAAAACAGAUCCCCUUCAUCAAAAGCUCGUCAUUGUAAUUGUGCUCCCUCUUUUUGGGGCACUUUUACUUGGUUUACUCAUGUAUGGCCUCAUAGCUUAUCAACGACAAAAGAAAAUAUCUCCACGGCAACCAUUGGACGAAGAAGGUGAUGAUUCCUUCUCAAUAUUAAGUUUUGAUGGAAGAGUAGUGUAUGAUGAAGUCUUGAAAGCAACAAAUGACUUUGAUGAUACAUAUUGUAUUGGGACUGGAGGAUAUGGUGUUGUAUACAAAGCCGAACUACAACCUAACAAUGUAGUAGCUGUCAAGAAACUUCACUCAUCAUCUGGUAAUGUUGAUCGUAUGGGUUUCCUUAAUGAGGUACGAGCAUUAACGAACAUAAGGCAUCGAAACAUUGUGAAACUCUAUGGAUAUUGUUCCCAUGCCCUCCACUCAUUUUUGAUUUACGAAUAUCUUGAAAAGGGAAGCAUUGGAUCAAUAUUAAGUAGUGAUAUCUUGGCAAAGGAAUUGGAUUGGUUGAAAAGGAUCAAUAUUGUAAAGGCCGUAGCUAAUGGUUUGGCAUAUAUGCAUCAUGAUUGUUCACCUGCUAUCAUUCAUAGAGACAUUUCGAUAGCCAACAUCCUACUCGAUUCUGAAUACGAGGCACAUAUUUCUGACUUUGGCACAUCCAAGCUUCUAAAGCUAGACUCAUCCAACUGGACCGCAGUUGCAGGCACCUAUGGUUAUAUCGCGCCAGAGCUCGCUUAUACGAUGGUGGCCACCGAGAAAUGCGAUGUAUAUAGCUUUGGAGUUGUUGCACUAGAAGUGAUAAUGGGAAAGCAUCCUGGAGAACUCAUUACAUCUUUGCCAACAUUGGCUGCUGAUUAUCUAUUGCCAGCAAAUGUGGGAGAUCCUCGGCUACUGCCUCCAUCAUCAAUAGUUGAGAAACAAGUUAAGUUAGUUCUGAGUGUCUCAAGAGCAUGUUUGAACUCCAACCCACAUACAAGGCCAACAAUGCGCCAAGUUUCAAAUCUGCUAAUGGAGAAUUGACUUUAAAUUUUCAUAUCUCGUGUAUUACUUUCAAUAUUUUACUUUUCAGAAGUUUCCUAUGAUGCAUACUGAUAAUAUGUACUCAAUAAAUGCCUUCUCGUGAAGCAACAUUUCAUAUGUUUUCUUAUAGCAUUAUGUAGUAAUAUAACAAAUAAGUCAAUAAAGAUUUCUAUCCUUCUAGAGAUUCACCAAUAGAAAAUCAUGUAGU
Lactuca saligna is the source of this 3211-nucleotide messenger RNA. NCBI's taxonomy places the organism in Eukaryota, Viridiplantae, Streptophyta, Magnoliopsida, Asterales, Asteraceae. The record is from the annotation of a GenBank genome assembly.